AUGGCCGCCUUCAGCCGCAGGGAGUUCUAUGAGCAACUGCUCCAUGGCUGCGUUAUUCCCACCGCUCUGCAAGGAUUGGAUCAGAUCUGGGUGCUGCUUCUCAUGUGCCUGGGCUGCAGGGUGCUCUGGAGGCUGGGCCUCCCAUCCCACAUCAAGCACCUGUUCACAAUCGCCGGUGGUUUCUUCUGCCUCUAUCAUUUCUUCCGCCUGCAGAUGAUCUGGGUGGUCCUCAUGAGCCUGCUGUGUUACCUGGUCCUGUUUCUGUGCCGACACUCUCAGCAUCGGGGGGUCCUUCUCUCCAUCACCGUCCUGAUCUACCUCCUCAUGGGUGAGAUGCACAUGGUGGAUACAGCAAGUUGGCAUAAAAUGAGAGGUGCUCAAAUGAUAGUAGCGAUGAAGGCUGUGUCUCUGGGUUUCGAUGUGGAUCGUGGCAUUGUACGUUGCAUCCCGUCUCCUGUGGAGUUCAUGGGAUAUGUCUACUUUGUUGGCACUGUCAUCUUUGGGCCUUGGAUCAGUUUUACCAGCUACCAGCAGGCCUUAAACGGACAAAAGUUGACAUUCCGCUGGUUUCGCCGUGUCCUGCGCAGUGUGAUUCUGAGCAUCUUCUGUCUCCUGAUGUCUACUUGCGUGUCUCCGUACCUGUUCCCCUACUUCAUCCCUAUCUAUGGAGACCGGCUGCUGAGGAACAAGAAACGCAAGGCCAGGUACACCACUCUGUCGUGGCUACGUGCCUAUGAGAACACCUCAUCAUUCCACUUCAGCAAUUAUUUUGUGGGUUUUCUAUCAGAGGUGACGGCGGUUCUGUCUGGAGCUGGCUUCACUGAGGAAAAGGAUCACGUUCAUUGGGACUUGGCUGUAUCUCAUCCGCUGAAUGUAGAGAUUCCUCGCUCCAUGGUUGAUGUGGUGACAAGCUGGAACAUGCCUAUGUCUCGCUGGCUACACACUUAUGUCUUUAAGAAUGCCAUGAAACUCGGAACUUUCCAAGCCAUUAUAGUGACGUAUGCAGCAAGUGCUUUAUUACAUGGACUUAGUUUUCAUCUGGCAGCUGUGCUUUUAUCUUUGGGAUUCCUGACGUACGUGGAACACGUACUGAGGAAAAAACUAGCAGAUAUCUUCAGUGCCUGCAUCCUUUCCAAGAAAUGUUCUCCUAACUGUUCCCACCGCAACAAGAAGAGCCUCCUUGUCUACCUAAUAAACAUUCUGUUUGGUGCUCUGGCCUUAUUUCACCUGACGUACCUUGGCUCGCUGUUUGACACGGAUUCUGAAGAUGCCAGUGAGGAGGAGGGGUACGGGAUGGCACACACCAUCAACAAGUGGUCAGAGCUGGGCUGGGCUGGUCACUGGCUGACUUUCGGGUCCUGGGUGUUUUAUCGGCUACUUGGCUGA
Molecule: messenger RNA, 1386 nt
Organism: Staurois parvus
Lineage: Eukaryota; Metazoa; Chordata; Amphibia; Anura; Ranidae
Source: the annotation of a GenBank genome assembly